This is a messenger RNA of Achroia grisella, 4033 nucleotides long. RefSeq names its product polycomb protein Scm (gene Scm). The coding region runs from base 170 to 2140 and encodes 656 amino acids. Lineage: Eukaryota; Metazoa; Arthropoda; Insecta; Lepidoptera; Pyralidae. Gene Ontology annotation, cellular component: nucleus. Gene Ontology annotation, molecular function: protein binding; zinc ion binding. The transcript has 5 exons. The record is from RefSeq and is a predicted model, not a curated record. Gene Ontology annotation, biological process: regulation of DNA-templated transcription.
UGGAACGGCGUCAUAAAUAGUUUCUGACGUUGUUUAUAUUUUUGCACAAUUACCAAGUGUGUAUUUAUCAAAUUGCAGUAUUGCGUCUGUUGAGAUUAUCAUGUAAAUGGAGUAAUCAUUGUGUAAAUGGUCUAGUGGAGUAAUGUAUUAGAAAUUAUUACCAAAAAGGAUGUCAAACACAGUCGGCUCAUCGGGCCCUGCUCCCGGCAAAAUACGUGGACCUGGCAGACCACCGAAACGUACGUGUACCUGGUGUGCUGAGAGUAAAACUCCGCUAAAAUAUGUUUUGCCUACAGAAAACGGUAAAAAAGAGUUCUGUUCAGAAACAUGUCUAUCUGAGUUUAGACAGGCGUACAGUAAAGGCGCCUGCUUGCAUUGUGACAAUGUUAUAAGAGGCAAUGCUCCGUCAAGUAGUAAGAAUUUUUGUUCAACUUAUUGUUUGAAUAAAUAUCAAAAGAAGAACGAGAAACGGACUACUUCGCCGCAAUCUGGAAAUGGAGCAAAUGGUUCAGAAAAUCAUUCCAAUAAUAAUUCCGCUGGAUCAUAUUAUGAUAUUUAUCAAGCUUUCGAUUGGAAUGAGUAUAUGAAGGAAACAAAUAGUGUGCCGGCUCCACAAGAUUGUUUCAAACAGGCACUGUUACCUCCAGUGAAUGAUUUCAAAGUGAAUAUGAAAUUGGAGGCACUUGAUCCGCGAAACUUGACCUCAACUUGCAUAGCUACAGUAGUUGGUGUUUUAGGCCCUCGUCUCAGGUUGAGACUUGACGGUAGUGAUAAUAAAAAUGACUUUUGGCGGCUUGUUGAUGCUGGUGACAUUCAUCCUAUUGGUCACUGUGAAAAGAAUGAUGGCAUGUUACAACCACCACUAGGAUUUCGUAUGAAUGCUAGUAGUUGGCCUAUGUUUUUGCUCAAAACACUGAAUGGUGCUGAAAUGGCGCCUGCACAAGUAUUCCAGGAGGAACCACUAACUCCAAAAGCAAAUUGCUUUAUGGUUGGUCAGAAGUUAGAGGCUGUUGACAAGAAAAACCCACAGUUAAUUUGUUGUGCUACAGUCGGAGCAGUGAAAAAUGACCAGAUUCAUGUGACUUUUGAUGGUUGGCGUGGUGCUUUUGACUACUGGUGCAAGUAUGAUUCAAGAGAUAUAUUUCCUGUGGGAUGGUGUGCUAGGGCAGGCCAUCCUUUACAACCCCCAGGCCAAAAAAGUGCUACAGCACCUUCUAGAUUUAAGUUACGGCCUAGUGGGAUUCCUAAUCCAGCAUUACCUGAAGGUGGAUCAACUGGCAAUAGCAAUUCUACUUCACCAACAUCAACACCACUGACAGUUGUCCGUUUACGAAUACGCAGUAAUUGUUCUGGAGGUAGCAGUUCAUUGCCCAGUACAAUUACUGGUAUAGGUCCUUCUGGAGCUGCUGAAUCCCUUGCAAAAGAGUUGAUCAGUGUACAUCCUGAUCCACAGAGGUUAACAAGGGCAAUACUUACAGCAUCUAGUAGUUAUUCCAAUAUAACUAAUGUACAGGUUUCAUCAGAUUCUAAAAAUUAUUCUGUAAAGGUACCAAAUGAACUAACUAAUGAUGAACUAAAGAGUUGGCUUAAAGCCAUAUGUAGUAGUGUUGGAUGCUGUACAGGAAUGAUAGAGAUAGACACAGGAGAGGUUGCAGGUCGACCUUGUACUUUAUGUGGUGAAUCCACUUCAAAUAUUGUGUCAUCUGGUGUUAAGAGGCCUAAAAUUAUCCAAAAAAUAUAUGGAUUUCAGGAAGAUACAAACAGCAGUAAUCUCAAUGGUACAGGCGAGUCAUCAGCCGGCGAUGGGCCUGGGGGCGGAGGUGGGGGUAGCAAAAUGGCAAGAGUGUCGCCCGAGCGACCCGAGCCGGCUUCCUCCACUACGGGCGCUCCGCCGCCGCCGUCUCCAGCGUCACCGCCCGCCGAAUGGUCCGUUGAGGACGUCAUAGGAUUCAUAGCCGCCGCAGACCAGGCACUAGCAGCCCAUGCGGACUUGUUUAGGAAACAUGAAAUAGAUGGCAAGGCACUUCUACUUCUGAACUCUGAUAUGAUGAUGAAGUAUAUGGGUUUAAAAUUAGGACCUGCAUUAAAAAUUUGUAAUUUAGUUUCGAAAAUAAAAAAUCGACGACAUUAUAGUACCUAGGUACGCGUUUAUAGAUUUAAAGUUAAUUUGCUCUUAGAGUCUGAAACUAUAAGUUUCUUUUUUUUCAUAGUAUGUAUUAAGUAUUUUAUUGCAUUUGAAUUUAUAAAGCUACAUUUCUGUAUCACGGAUUGUAAAGGUUUCUUUACUAGAAUCUCAAAGAAAUUUAAGUUUAUUGCAUAAUAACUCAAACAAUAUCCUCUAUAUAUAUCUUUAAUUUAUUAUUACUGUAUUUUCUUAUUGAAUAUCAUACAGUAACUAGUUUGUUUCAUUUAUAAAAUAUUUUGCUUUAUCAGUAUUUCUUAUUCAAAAGUUAUAGCUGAUUAAAAAAAACUUAUUAUUCAGGGGUGGAAAUAUAUCAGUAAAUUUAAGGUUUUAUCAAUGAUUGAUGCUUCUUGGCGUUUCUGGUGGCCCUUGGCUAAGCCUACUUGAGUCUGUAAUAAAAUUGAUUAGAAGUUCCUCAACUUACGAACGACGGUAGUAACAAACACUGGGGUUGAUUUUUUAAUGAAUUUGGUAACAAUUUUUGUCGGAAAGAGAUUGAAGUUGUUAAUAGUUUUUUGAACUCUGCAUUUUCCUGUAGGUAAAAUAGGUCUAACUGUAAAAUAAGUCGUCAUCCCAAAACUAUUAAUUUAAAUGUGGUUCACUUUAGAAUUAUUAAUUGUUACACAAUCACGUCCUUGACAUAAUUUUUAUAGUUAAAUUUAAUAUUAGGCAAUGAAACAAAAUUAAGCACACUAAUAGAUAUAUACUUGAGAAUCUCUUUCUUACGAUUUCCCCGUAUUAUAAACUAAAGUUGAACUUUUUCUAAACAUUUUUAUGCGUCUACGGAACGAUAUUACGAGUGUCAUUAAGAUAUUCGACUAAAACGAAUUCUUUCAUUCCGUGAACAUAGAUAUUUUAUAUAAUAUAAUAAUAACGUUACCUGUUCUGGGUACUGCCGUCUUUCAGUUAACGUUCCUAUAUUAUUUUUUUUAUCUACAAUAUAAAAGUAUGAAACGUUCGAUUUUCCAUAACAAACAGAGGCUUAACUGAAAACUCAGUGAAUGUCACAAAAUUAGCCGUACAGUUCUACACUUUUACUUGCAAUUCAAUUCCUUUGUGUUAAUGAAUAACAUAGUCAUAUUAAAUGAGUUAUAAUGCAUUUAAUGUAGAAAGUGCUCAUUUUGUUGUCAUUAAAUUUAGUUGAUCUUACGGGCUGUAUUAGAUUUGUCAUUAAGUAAUUGUAUAUAUAUUUAACAUUUAAUAUUAUUAUUGGCUAGUCGUACGCGAAGUUAUGCCUGAACGAUAAGUACAUAAUACAAACUUCCAAAAUCAAUAGAGUGUACAGAUAUUCUAUAGUAGAUUAGGUCUAGUGCCUUUCAAUAAUUAGGUGUACUUAAAAUGUCCCAAAUAUAUCGAAAAGAAUCCCUCGAGGACACCAAUAAAGGUAGCUGUGAUUUUAUGUGUAUGCUGAGAAUAAUAAUCUCUAUUGUUAAUGAGACUACAUAUAUAGCAGAUGAUUAUGUAAUUUUUAUACUGACCCAAUAUUCCAAAUGUAUUGUUUUAAAUUCAAAUAUCUUUAAUCCUCUAAGUUCCUUUUGAUGUCUGUAUGAAAGGUGAGCUACAAAAGUAUUUUAUUUGUAAUUCUGUCUAAUGUUAUAAAUAUUUAAUUUUAAUUUGCCAUUGUCAAAUUUUAUAAUGUUAACAUUUCAUCAUGUGAUAUUGUCGAUGUUAUUUGUUAUCGUGAUAAAUAAUAUUAAUAGUAAUAAUAUUAAAAUGUGUUGAUUAAUUAAAGUGAUUUAUAUCUUAAGUUUUUCAUGACAUGAGUAGUUAUUAAGUACGGAUGUUAAGAAUUGCUUAUUUUGUUUAUGUAAAUAAAUAAAUGACAGUAUGGGUUUGGAUUGUGAAAUGGAA